AUGCAGGAUGAUGGUCUUCAGGGAGUCCAGAAACUGGUGUUUGACUAUCUUUACAAGAUUGCGAAUCUUCCCUUCUUGGGUGAUCACAAGACCAAAGUUUUGGAUAUUCUUGAGAAGGCUGAGAAGCAACCAAACCUUACAAUUGGUAUAGUUGCAUCCAUUGUAGUUGUUAUCUUCACACUGUUGUUGAAGGUCAUCUUUGGUGGGAAGAAGAAGCCUGCUAAAGUUAGAUCAGAGACAGAGAAAACAUAUACAGCUGAAACCUCAAAUAACCAGGGAACUACUGAGGAGAAAGAAGACAAGAAAAAGGACACUACUGCUGCAGCUGCUCGUCGGAGGAACACCAGACGCGACAAUUAG
Molecule: messenger RNA, 360 nt
Organism: Fraxinus pennsylvanica
Lineage: Eukaryota; Viridiplantae; Streptophyta; Magnoliopsida; Lamiales; Oleaceae
Source: the annotation of a GenBank genome assembly